Liolophura sinensis is the source of this 4885-nucleotide messenger RNA. RefSeq names its product nucleolysin TIAR-like. The transcript has 13 exons. Lineage: Eukaryota; Metazoa; Mollusca; Polyplacophora; Chitonida; Chitonidae. The coding region runs from base 93 to 1313 and encodes 406 amino acids. Gene Ontology annotation, molecular function: mRNA binding. The record is from RefSeq and is a predicted model, not a curated record.
GUUGUCCCGACAGGUACUUACAUUUCCUACCAAACUUGUUUGAUUUGCCCAAAACCUUCAAGAUCUAACGCCGUAUUAUAUAUUUUCAGAACAUGACGGAAGAUUCGCAGCGACGUACCCUGUACGUGGGGAACCUCGAUCCAGUCGUCACAGAGGAUCUUGUUUUAACCUUGUUCGGUAAACUAGGAGCGUGCAAAGGAUGCAAAAUCAUCCAUGAGCCUAAAAGUGAUCCAUACUGCUUCAUAGAAUUUGCCGACUCCAGUUCAGCAGCUGCAGCCCUUCAGACAAUGCAUGGCAGGAUAUUAUUUGGGAAGCGCAUGAAGGUGAACUGGGCAACGUCACCGAGUAAUCAACCAAAACAAGACACAAGUAAACAUUUCCAUAUAUUUGUUGGUGAUUUGAGUCCAGAUGUGGAGACACAUCAACUUAAAGAAGUAUUUGGGGCAUUCGGGGAAGUGUCAGACUGUAAAAUUAUCAAGGAUCCUCAAACACAAAAGUCCAAGGGUUAUGGCUUUGUUUCCUACAUCAAUAAGCCUGAUGCAGAAGAGGCCAUUCGAGAGAUGAAUGGCCAGUGGCUGGGUAAUAAAGCAAUUCGGACAAAUUGGGCGACACGGAAACCCCCUGCCCCUACUCCCAAAGAAGGCACCCACAAACAGAUGUCCUUUGACGAGGUAUACAACAUGUCCAGUGUGACUAACACUACAGUAUACUGUGGCAACAUUUCCAGCGGGCUCACACCUGAGUUGAUGACAAAAACGUUUUCCAAAUUUGGUAAAAUAGUAGAAGUUCGAGCAUUUCCAGAAAAGGGUUAUGCUUUUAUAAGAUUCCAUACAAAGAAUGAUGCCACAAAUGCUAUAAUCGCCAUGAAUGGGGAGACAGUUAAUGGUUGUGUUGUGCGAUGUUUUUGGGGCCGCGAAUCUGCUGAUCCGUCAACUCAGAGUGUUCCUCAAGCAGUGAGCUCGCAGCAGCAGUUGAGUCAGGCUAAUUACCCGUAUUACAGUCAGGUGGGCUAUUGGGGCUACCCUACAGCUGCCACACCCAACCAGUACCAAAACGUGUCCCAAAGUACAAACGCUGCGGCGUUCAUCCCUCAAUGGCCUCCUGCUAGUUAUAACUACCCGGCAGCAAACUGGGUGAAUGUUCCGACGGGGAUACAGCAGUGGGGACAGCUCCCUAUGCAACCCACACAACAACAACAGUUCAACAACGGCCAGCAGCAGGGAGUGCUGGGAUAUCCCAUGCAGCAAGGUAGGACAGCCAUGAUGGGAAUCCAGAGUAUAGAAGAUCUUCCUCUUGAUUUCAGUGGCUUAUGAGCAUGACCUCGUGCACAUGGCUAUCAACAAGCUCAGUGACUGUUACCCUGACUAGGCUCAAUUGUUCUACCUGUGACUUAGAGGUCUGUGUACAGAACUAUAGCGAUACACAGAGCGAACAUGGGUCAUACUGACCACAUUCAUACACAUGCAGACAGACACUCAGACAGACAGACAAACUCUUUUCUCUAGCCCUGAUAUCCUCAACUGCCGGACCCUGUGGCUGCAUGGCUAGGCAGUGAAGCUGUGUGGGGAAGGAGCCGAGGGGUAGGGCCACGGCGUCAUGAGGGUAAGAUGUGGAGAGAUGGGUAGCCUCAGCAUGGCCUGGACCUCCUCUCCCACACUGGCUUAUCCCACAUCAGGAUCCAUGCAACUCUGUACAAAGACUUGUUGACUAGGAAACAUGUCAUACGACAGUGUUUUAUUUUAUAGUUGCAAAUUUUCUGUUGCAUAUACAAAUUAAUCUGUCACUUUGAUACUAAACUUAUAUCGUUAUUAAGGAACUAAUUGGCUUUUUUCAUCUUAUUGCCUGUUUUAUACGAAAUCAAUAUUUUUGUUCAAUAAGUUUCUUGUAAUAUUUCCUACCAUUAAGUUAAGGGAAAUAUAAGCAAGCUCUGUAUUUUGAACCAAAGUGAGAUUUCAACAUCCUUGCUUUUUAUUUAAUUUUUUUUUUUUAAAUGUGAUUUGUUAAGAAUAAAAUUGUUUGAAAUAGAUGACUAUGAUAGGAAAAAGCUGGAAGCAAGUAUCUAUUUUCAUACAAGCUGUUAACAUUAUCAUGAUGAUAACCAUUUCCACAGCAGGGGAUUUCCCUUUUCUCAGUGUACAUAGUCAAACGGUGGAGUUACAUGCUACAGUGAAGAGUAUCAUGAUGGGCUAGUAGGAGGGGUUACUUAGGGGCUUUCCCAGCCUCUGACCAGGAACUUCACACAGCUGAGGAGCUUGCAGUAGAGUGUAAGGUGGAGCCGAGGGCUGCACCAGUCUCUGUGAACCAACUUGCCACAGUGCAGGCCUACAGUGCAGGUCUACUGCAGGCUGGACCCCAGCAUGGAGUACCUCCUAACUUGUAUAUAGAUAUACAUAUGUAGUAUUAGGAUCAGGUGACUGGGUUAGCUACUAGAUAAAUGUAUCUGAUAAAAAUAUAAAAAAUAUCUGUAUACAUAAAUAUAUAUGUAUAAAUAAAGUAUAUGUAUAUUAUAUUGUACCUGUAGUGUACUGACAGUUGUUCAGUGAGUUCUGAUAUAAAUGCAGAUAUAAAUCGUAAGAGAGGGCUCUGCUAGUGGUAUUUCGUUUAUGUACUGUGACCACUGGAGUUAUUACAACAAAUGUUUUUGUAAAUAAGAGCAUAGCUAGAUAAAUGAAAUAUUAUUGUGUAUUGUGAAUGUAAGACACACCUUCCUGGAGGCAUGCAGGCCAUCUGAGUGUCAGGGGUCAGAGGUCACCUUUACAGGAGUUAAUACAGGAUACAUGUAAUUUCCUUGUCAUUCAUAUGCUCAUAGUUUGAACUAAAGUUGGAGUAAAGAUUUUAAUCUGAGACAGUGGAAUAUCCCACACAUUAUUGCUGCGUGGGGUAAAGAUCUCAAGAUGGAAUUGCAUCAAGUUUUAGGUAGUCUUUAGCAGAAAUAAGGGAUUAUUCUGUUGUUUUAUAAAUCUGAGGUUCAUGUUCCACUUCAAUUUGUUUUCUGUGUAGUUUUCAGAAAUGUGAAGUUAAAUGUGACCCUAGGUUGAAAAGGUUUGUUCAUUGUCCCUGACAUCUGAAGGUACAUUCUGGUGAUACCUGUAAAAAUCAUACAUUCCUAGUGAUCUUUUCUGACCAUUUAUGUGGCCCAUUGCCAUUGAUGAGAGUCAUCUUGAUUUUUGAGAAGUAGUGGGAAAUUAGGUUGAUAGCAUGAGACUCUGAUGGGACUCUGAAGAAUGAGAACAGUCCCCCGAGAAAUCCAAGACUCCAUACAAAUUAUCAUUUAGUUAGAGCUUCUCACCAAGAACCAGUUAUUGAUGCAAUGGGAUAAACUGGCAAUGCUAUGGAUGCUGACUGUUGUUCUUCCUGGGAUGAUGAUUAGUACCACAGGUAUUGGGUAUUGCUCUUUGAUCUUUAAUGGGAUUCACUUUUGGUCUUCAUUCGGGUUGAUGUGCAGUUCCAGGAGGAAUCAUCAAGUGAACCCAGGGGUGAUUCCCUGGAUGUCCCAGUAGGAAUUGAUCAUGUUUCUGUGGUUCCAGUUAGGAAGUUCCCUCUUCAUGGUUGAUGACUGACCCAGCUCGACACCUUCACAUCCAUCUCAUAUUUAUGUCUAACUUACAUGCAUGUGUGAUGUGUACAUUAACAUGCCAUUUGUCAUCCAUUAUUCAUCAUGUUGGUAUGGAUCGGCCCGGCAAUGGCUGAGGGUCAGGGUGCCGUCGGUUGUGCGUAGAGUUAACGCCCAUCCCGUGCCCUCAAGCGAUCUCCAGGUGGGUGUGUCACUAUAACUUGUUAGCUGAUCAGUAUGUGGACGAGAGUGUGAUACACUUCUCGUAAAUCCCUGAUCUAGUGGGUUCGUGUCAUGUGUAGCGAAUAACAUUGUCUUAUUGAAAUCAAUUUUUAUUUGAAGAUAACUGUCCCAGUGGGGAGACUUGUACAGAAGAGAAGAAAUCAUUGUGACCUGUACAGAACAGUGGUGGGUCCAUUUUCAUACUGACAAAUGUCUUGGUUGAUGUUGUGAACAUACGAAUACCUGUGUUACUGUAAUUAUCAUUGUGAAAUAGAACUGUUGUUUUUGUUGUUCCCGGUAUUAUGACGUUGUACAGCAAUCCAACCCAUUUAUAAGACCCGUAUCCUUGUAAAAAAAAAAAAGUUAUCAAACUGUUGGUGAAUGAACCAUUAUCUUUCAAAGGAGACAGUACAUGUAUAAGUUAUUACAUAAUGUUUUUUUUUUUAUUAUCAUUAUUAUUAUUGAAAACCAGCUAUGUAAAUUACUGUAUCGAGGCUCAAAAACGGUUGACUUUCCCUGUUCUAUGAAUCACAAUGUAGUGUUGCUAUAUUAGGAGCUAGUCGGAGCUGAGACCAUCGGGCUUGUACAUUUAUCAAACAGUUGUGUGACUGCAUGAAGUUCCUGACUGUGCGGGGUCAUUGUGUGGCUCAGGCAUCUUGUUUCACAUGGGUUGUUCAAGUAACCUCAUCUUUAUUUACUCAUUCUACCCUGGACCCUUUCAAGAUAACCCCUCUUGGGAACCAUGACUAAAGACAUUGGUCACCUUCCGUGGUCACCGGAGGGUGGGGUUGGGGGGCAUUCGCAGCGUCUCCUGGCCCUCACUAUCAUUUUCCUUACCCCAUAUAUUAUAUGUUGAUGUAUGAGAACAGCGUUGUUUUGACAAAUUCAUGCGUUUUCAGGAUGUUCCUAGUCGUUAGUUAUAAUUCCAUAGGAAUGCCGGCCUGGUUGACCUCUGGUGACCCGGAAAUGGUAUAUCCCCCAAUUGUCUGUCUCUGUCAAAGUUCAGCACGGCUCGCCGAUCUCUGAAGAAAUCAUGUUUACAUAGAAAAAGAUAUGAUCAAGCCGACAAGGGCUGGGCCGUAGAGAAGACUGUAGGGUGUUGAAUGAACA